AUGAACCGUCGUCUCUCUUCAAAUUAUUGCACAACCGUUUGUCAAAAAAGUGGCGUGGAAGUUCUGCGUGAUUUCAGUUGGAGCGCUAAAUUGGUUGAACAUACGAAUUUACUGUGGAAGAAUUGA
Brugia malayi is the source of this 126-nucleotide messenger RNA. RefSeq lists its product as uncharacterized. Bases 1 to 126 code for a protein of 41 amino acids. The transcript is spliced from 4 exons. The record is from RefSeq and is a predicted model, not a curated record. Lineage: Eukaryota; Metazoa; Nematoda; Chromadorea; Rhabditida; Onchocercidae.